AUGUAUAAAAAGAGACAUUCAUGGGCAACUGCACAUAUAAGAGGGAAGUUUUUUGCUGGUUUUCGGACUACUUCUCGGUGCGAGGGAUUAAACUCGAUCAUUGCAAAGUAUGUCAACUCAAGGUACAAUCUGGUUGAGUUCAUUCAACACUUUAAUCGUUGUGUCGACCAUAUAAGGUGGAAAGAGGUCCAGGCUGACCUCGCCUCUGUGAAUGGGAGACCCAGAAUGCAAACCUAUUUUCAACAGUUAGAGAGGAGUGCUGCCAAUGUUUACACCCUAUCAAUAUUUCAUAUAUUCCAACCAAUCCUUGUACGGGCUGCAUCAAUGAAGGUAAUAAAUAUGAAGCAAACUGGCUCUUAUGUGAUUUACUCUAUCGGUUUGGACCAAACGCCAAAUGAGAUGUGGCGUGUAUUCUAUUGUGACAUUGAGAUGGAAUUCAAUUGUUCAUGUAUGAGAAUGGAAUCACUUGGCAUACCUUGUGAACACAUAGUUUGCGUCUUGGUGCAUGAAGAUAUAGAGGAGUUGCCAAGGUCAUUAGUCUUGCCUCGGUGGACCAAGACUGCCAAAGUGGGUUUGCAAAAUGCGGUCGGGCUUCAUUGGGAUUCUUUGAUGCUAAGUCAGAGGAAGAUGCUGCACAAAACGGGGGGGGUCAAUGAUGCAGAUAGUGUAAGAGAUGGUGUGCAAGUGGAUGCUUCUGGAGCUGGUCUCGCAACCAAUGAUCUCGGACAUAGCAUGCCAAGGGACCCAAGAAAAUGUAGAAAAAAAGGGGGGGCUUCACAGUCCAAUAAAAGAAAACAUCGAUGUGGACAGUGUGGCAUGGAGGGCCACAAUCGAACAACUUGUCGUGUUCGUCGUGGCAUCUCACAGUCAGAAGGCCUUGGAAAUGACACAUUUGAUAAUGACUCGGAUGACCACAUGAACAUUGAAGAUGACUCAUUGGUAUAUGAUGAGAGUGCUUCCUACAAUAGCAAUGAGGUGCUCUUUUGCGAUGGUUGA
Arachis duranensis is the source of this 996-nucleotide messenger RNA. Its product is annotated as protein FAR1-RELATED SEQUENCE 5-like. Lineage: Eukaryota; Viridiplantae; Streptophyta; Magnoliopsida; Fabales; Fabaceae. The coding region runs from base 1 to 996 and encodes 331 amino acids. The record is from RefSeq and is a predicted model, not a curated record. The transcript has 4 exons. Gene Ontology annotation, biological process: regulation of DNA-templated transcription. Gene Ontology annotation, molecular function: zinc ion binding.